This is a messenger RNA of Phytophthora sojae, 612 nucleotides long. RefSeq lists its product as hypothetical. The transcript has a single exon. The coding region runs from base 1 to 612 and encodes 203 amino acids. NCBI's taxonomy places the organism in Eukaryota, Oomycota, Peronosporomycetes, Peronosporales, Peronosporaceae. The record is from RefSeq and is a predicted model, not a curated record.
AUGCAGUUCGGUUUUUUCCUGCUGGUUGUUAUUGCCGCACUCGCUACAAGCUGCGAGGCUGCCCUCGACUCUACCAAUGCUGCCAUCACGCUUUCAAGCAAGGCCUCCACGGACAUCGACACGAACGCGGUCGGUGCUGUUUCUGUGUACGCUGCCAGGUUCUUAAGAGCCGGCGACACACCUAACGCUGAUGCUGCUGAACACUACGACGAGCCCAUCGAUCAAGAGAGAGCAAACGCCUGGUAUGACAAAGUGGCAAGCUUCGUAGCAAACCUGAACAAAGGGAAGGCGGCUUCGACUGAGAAAAAGGCUGCGGCAGAUCUCACCAGAACAUUCAGAUCGCCACCGACUGCAGACAAAGUGACCAGGUCAAAGUCGUUUUCGUAUCAAAAGGCUACAACGCAAAAGCUGACUCGAUUCGAAUCGCUUCCGAACGUAAACGCUUUCACAGACAAGGAUGUCCUGCGCAAGGCUGAAGGUCAUAUCAACAACGACUUCAAGAAGUUUGACCGGUUGGAAAAAACUCCUGAUGACAUUAUCAAGCGUUAUGACCUCGAUACCAGCGUAUUGACUAGUGCAAAGUCUAGGGAGCAACUGCGGGGGGCAGCAUAG